AUUGAACGCCUCUUAUAUAUCUGCAGAAAACGAACUCAUUAAUCGUACUUUCGUAAAAGUAAUGGAGUAGUAAUGUAAAUAUUUGUCAAAUGAGUAUGAAAGCCGCUCCGACCACCUGACUUUAGGGUUUACUCAGCAAUGACAGAGAUUCUACGCAGAAUCCACGGUGGCUUCCUAAAAGUGGCCCUGUUCCCCAGCACCUUUGGGAGUAAAGCGCCUCGUCCUGCCGCCUCUGAAGUACUAACAUGUCACCUCACUCAUCGCGUGCUCCCGCCCUGGACUUCAUUCUGCGUGUGCUACAGGAAUGUCAUCAACGACCAGUUCGGUCUGUCCAACUUCAACUGGCAGGUGCAGGGAGCAAACUACCACAUCCUCAGGACCGGUGCUUUCCCUUUUAUUAAAUACCACUGCACCAAAGCACCUCCACAGAACCUGGAGUUUGAAAAUAAGUUUUUUGGUGCAUUGAAAGUCAUCAACCUAGGUAUACUAUGCUUGGCAUAUGGCUUGGGUUCAUGGAUGGUAGUUGGAGUGACAGAGACGGUUCAGACCUCUUCAGGAGCUGUUACCGUUUACUUUGCAUACAAGGAGGUGGAGGGUGCUCAGUUCUAAUAUCAGAGACAAUGAGUAUUUCAAAAGGAGGACUUGAGUUUCACAGGCAAAUAUUCGUCACAGAAUCUCUGAAAACUUAUGCGCAUGGCAGGCCCGGCGCCAGGACACACGACCUGGGGGGGGGGUU
This is a messenger RNA of Sinocyclocheilus anshuiensis, 736 nucleotides long. RefSeq lists its product as uncharacterized. The transcript is spliced from 3 exons. The coding region runs from base 139 to 609 and encodes 156 amino acids. The record is from RefSeq and is a predicted model, not a curated record. NCBI's taxonomy places the organism in Eukaryota, Metazoa, Chordata, Actinopteri, Cypriniformes, Cyprinidae.